Messenger RNA from Epithele typhae, 975 nucleotides. RefSeq lists its product as uncharacterized. Bases 1 to 975 code for a protein of 324 amino acids. NCBI's taxonomy places the organism in Eukaryota, Fungi, Basidiomycota, Agaricomycetes, Polyporales, Epitheliaceae. The record is from RefSeq and is a predicted model, not a curated record. The transcript is spliced from 8 exons.
AUGCUCAUCUACAUCUUCCUGAUCGAGAAGGUCAAUGUCGUUUGGAAUGGACUCCGAGGUUGCCCCCAGAAACGUCUACACUCCAAGGUCUACCUGUGCUGCAUCGCGCUCUUCGCUGUCUACGUCGGCGUCGCAGCAGUGGUGAUUGUCGGGCGAAUCGCCUAUUUCCAGAAAGACGGCACAUGCGUGAUCGGGCUCAAAGCCCGCCUCGCUCUCGUUGCUCAUAUACGACCUUCUGCUGUCCGCACCACCGCGGUACGCUCCGUCCGAACCGCCGCGAUAGCGCUGACGACCUCGUGCAUCAACAUCCUCGUCCUCACCCUCGAGCACGGCCAGCAGCUCGGCUGGGUCUGCCUCGCCAGCUGCGGCACCGACGUCGUCAUCAACGCCGUCGUCCUCUGCUGGGCCACCGCCGUUUCCCAGCCCAAGCCGAGCACGCUCACGACCUCCGGCACCUGCCGCAAGGCGAAGAGCAGCGCUUUCACCUUCCUCCCCCCCGCCGGCCACACCGGGCCCCUCACCACGACCGGCGCCGAGUCCUCCCUGCCGCCGUCGUCCACGGAGGCCUACGACGACCCACGGCUGUGGCGGCGCGCACCCACGCACACGCCAUUGCCCGCGCACACGACGCUCGACUUGCGGCAGGCGCUCUCGCUCUCGACGCCGCGGCGCACGCACCCGCCCGAGAACCGCUCCGCCGUCGUCCGAGAGGGAGGUCCGGGCGCGCGAGGAGGGGUCGUGGUGAUGCGGGAGAUGGAGGUCGGUGCGGACGCGGAAGGCGGCGGGGUGCGAAGGACGCCGUCGGGGAUGCGUGUCGGCUUGCGUCGACCGUGGGGGGCGCAUGUGGAGUUCUUCGUGUCUCAUCCAGUGAGAGUGCGUCUCCACUUGUCCUGUGUAGUCGUGUCCAUAACACAACUGGCAUUUGACGAUGAUCCGCUCAGCGAGAUCGAGCAACAGCAGCGAAGCACCCACUAA